AUGAUCUUACGAUUAAUCCAUCUUGCAACGCUAACUAGACUCCUCUUGUCCCCAGCUCAGAAAACCAAAGUUUUGUUAAGGUAUAUACUGCUCACUUUCGUUCUUCUCUCUGAACUAGAACGUGGAUCGAAGUUAUUUGAUGGUGCGGUGAAUUUUGUAGUGAAAACUAUGUCGAUCAGCACAAAGCUUUUUGACUUUUGUGUUGAUGAACUCGACCCGCAUCUUCGCGGUAAAUACGGUAUUCUCAAGAUUUUCCUCCGCGAAAUGAGUCCAACGCAGCGUGAUGAAGUUGUUAAGACUGAAAAGUUUAUCGAAACGAUCUGUGAGCAGUUGGAGAGCAAACUUGACAAUCAACUCAUUACAAAUGCGGCUGCAGACUUGGUGGCCACUUUGGUCUCCCAGUGCCCAACAUCAACACCGCUUCAGGACUUGUUCGCUCAGAACAUGAUACAUCAUGUAAAGUGUAUACGAUCAACCAUACUGCGAUGGUUCGGUCGUUUUGAUGUGACGAAGGAGAGCUGUCAAUUUCUACUUACUCUGCAGAGCUCUAUUCGAGAGUCCUUUUUCCGCACAAAUGAUGACUUAUGGCCUCCACGCAUCUGGGAGACAGAG
This is a messenger RNA of Ostertagia ostertagi, 612 nucleotides long. The record is from the annotation of a GenBank genome assembly. Lineage: Eukaryota; Metazoa; Nematoda; Chromadorea; Rhabditida; Trichostrongylidae.